GAAUCAAUGGCGAAUCAAACAAGAACCCAUCAAGACAUAAUAGUCCGAGACAGUAGAAUUACCCUAGACAGAGACCAUCCGAAGACAGGGGCGCAGAUGGUGAAGGUAGCGACUGGUGUCGCAGCCGGUGGAUCCCUCCUAGUCCUCUCAGGCUUAACACUCGCCGGUACAGUGAUAGCAUUCGCUGUAGCCACUCCUCUGCUUAUUAUAUUUAGCCCUGUCUUGGUCCCAGCGGUGAUCACCGUGGUUCUCAUCAUCACUGGGUUCCUUGCCUCCGGUGGCUUUGGUAUAGCCGCCAUAACCGCCUUCUCUUGGCUCUACAGGCACAUGACGGGGUCAGGAUCGGAUCAGAAGAUAGAGAGUGCCCGAAUGAAGGUGGGAAGUAGAGGGUAUGAUACCAAGUAUGGGCAGCACAACAUUGGAGUCCAUCAGCAACACCAACAAGCAGCUUCUUAAAAUUAAUGUCAGAUAGAACUAUUUCCACACAAAUUGUCAUCCAUCGUUUGAUCUCUUUUCUUCGUUUUCU
Molecule: messenger RNA, 526 nt
Organism: Brassica oleracea var. oleracea
Lineage: Eukaryota; Viridiplantae; Streptophyta; Magnoliopsida; Brassicales; Brassicaceae
Product: oleosin 14.9 kDa
Exons: 2
Coding region: 7-456 (149 amino acids)
Biological process (GO): sexual reproduction; lipid storage
Cellular component (GO): membrane; extracellular region; monolayer-surrounded lipid storage body
Source: RefSeq, a predicted model, not a curated record